Ceratitis capitata (Mediterranean fruit fly) is the source of this 327-nucleotide messenger RNA. RefSeq names its product acyl-CoA-binding protein homolog (gene Acbp2). The coding region runs from base 50 to 313 and encodes 87 amino acids. Lineage: Eukaryota; Metazoa; Arthropoda; Insecta; Diptera; Tephritidae. The transcript has 3 exons. Gene Ontology annotation, molecular function: long-chain fatty acyl-CoA binding. Gene Ontology annotation, biological process: fatty acid metabolic process. The record is from RefSeq and is a predicted model, not a curated record.
GUGGAACGUCGUUGAUCGUUGAGAUAACUAUAACAACUACAAUAACAAAAUGUCGCUUGAUGAGAGAUUCAAUGCCGCCGCUGAAAAGAUAAAAACCUUCACUAAACGCCCCACCGAUGAGGAGCUGCUGACCUUGUAUGCGCUUUUCAAGCAGGCAUCUUUUGGCGAUAACACCACACCCAAACCCGGCAUGCUUGACUUGAAGGCCAAGGCUAAGUGGGACUUUUGGAACAAGCAGAAGGGUAAAUCUCAAGAUGCGGCUAAGCAGGAGUAUAUAGAAUAUGUGGAGAAAUUGUCGGCAUCGUAUUUAUAAAAAAAAAAAAAAAA